Colossoma macropomum (tambaqui) is the source of this 1839-nucleotide messenger RNA. RefSeq names its product MYC proto-oncogene, bHLH transcription factor a (gene myca). Lineage: Eukaryota; Metazoa; Chordata; Actinopteri; Characiformes; Serrasalmidae. Gene Ontology annotation, biological process: positive regulation of cell population proliferation; regulation of transcription by RNA polymerase II. The record is from RefSeq and is a predicted model, not a curated record. Gene Ontology annotation, molecular function: DNA-binding transcription factor activity, RNA polymerase II-specific; RNA polymerase II cis-regulatory region sequence-specific DNA binding; protein dimerization activity. The transcript has 3 exons. The coding region runs from base 207 to 1397 and encodes 396 amino acids.
CAGAGCACAGGAGAGCAGAGGAGCUGCGCUGUUUACCUCUCUGUUUUGGAGGACGACACGACUGUGACUCACUUCUGUAUGGUGUCAGGGACCCCCAGACCACCGGAGCACGGGAGAAUAUUGGAUUUUACUCGCGCGAAUUGUGUUUUUGCAUCAUUUUCGCUGCUUUUGAAGGUGUUUUUGUUGAUACAUGCCCCAGAGCCAUCAUGCCGAUGAGCACGAGCUUGGCGUGUAAGAACUACGACUACGAUUACGACUCUGUUCAGCCGUACUUCUACUUCGAUGACGACGAGGACUUCUACCAGCAGCAUCGGCAGCCGCCGGCCCCCAGCGAGGACAUCUGGAAGAAGUUCGAGCUGCUGCCCACGCCCCCUCUCUCGCCCAGCCGGCGGCCCUCCACCGCCGACCAGCUGGAGAUGGUCACCGAGCUGCUGGGCGACGACGCGGUGAGCCAGAGCUUCAUCUGCGAUGCGGAUCCGUCGCAGGCGCUGCUCGGCUCCAUCGUCCUCCACGACUGCAUGUGGAGCGGCUUCUCGGCCGCCGCCAAGCUGGAGAGGGUGGUCUCUGAGCGGCUGGCCUCGCUGCGCGCCGCCCGCCGGGACAUAGCCCUGCUGGAGCGCGGUGGCCCGACUCGCCUGAGUGCCACCGCCACCUACCUGCAGGAUCUGGGCACGCCAGCUUCCGAGUGCAUCGACCCGUCUGUGGUCUUCCCAUAUCCGCUCACGGAGUCACCCAGGGCGGCGGAGGUCACGCCGGACACCCCGCCUAACAGCAGCAGCGGCAGUGGCAGCGAUUCAGAAGACGAAGAAGAGGAAGAGGAGGAAGAGGAAGAGGAAGAAGAGGAGGUGGAAGAGGAGGAGGAGGAGGAUGAUGAGGAAAUCGAUGUGGUCACCGUGGAGAAGCGGCAGAGACGGAGCGAGGCGGAGGCAUGCGAGACCAGGCAGCUGAGCCCGCUGGUGCUGAAACGCUGCCACGUCUCCACGCACCAGCACAACUACGCAGCGCACCCCUCGACGCGUUACGAGCAGCCUGCGGUCAAGCGGCCGCGCCUGGAGGCGGCCUCGCUGGCCGGCGGCGGCCGGCACGGCAAGCAGAGGAAGUGCGCUAGUCCCCGGACAUCGGACUCGGAGGACAACGACAAACGGAGGACUCACAACGUGCUGGAGCGCCAGCGCAGGAAUGAACUUAAGCUGAGCUUUUUCGCCCUGCGGGACGAAAUCCCCGAGGUGGCCAACAACGAGAAGGCGGCUAAGGUGGUCAUCCUGAAGAAAGCCACAGAGUGCAUCCGCAGCAUGCAGUCGGACGAGCAGAGGCUGCUGUCCGUCAAAGAACAGCUGAGGCGGAAGAGCGAACUGUUAAAACACAGGCUACAGCAGCUACGGAGGAGCCAGCUAUGAGUCCGUGUGGGAGAAAAGAUGCAGAGACUAUUAAGAAAACAGACUUUUAAGAACUUUUGUUCCCCCUCCUGCUUUUUUAUGCAAGUUGAAGACUUGAAGUUGCUGGCAUAGUUGUGAUGUUGCAUGCCCAAUGCAAAUGGUUUGUUUUGUUUGAAUAUUGUCAGAUUUUUUUUGGUCCAUGUCUAAAGCUGCCACAGGUUAAAGUUGAAGAGGUGGUCAAAUAGAAUAAUUUGUAUUUAAGUCAUUUAUUUUUAUUAAUAAAAUGAGAAAACACAGGGUGUUUUGGCCCUAACAAAAUAAUUUGUAUGUUUUUGUAUAUAAUGAUAAUAACAUAUUUGCUAAGAAAUGUAUUUUUGGAUCUGAUUGUUCUUCAGAUGGUAUUACGUUUCACUGUAUGGUGUGUUCCAGCGAUUCUGAAUCAUAAAUGCAUUUCUUUCUGAAA